This is a messenger RNA of Geodia barretti, 1973 nucleotides long. The record is from the annotation of a GenBank genome assembly. NCBI's taxonomy places the organism in Eukaryota, Metazoa, Porifera, Demospongiae, Tetractinellida, Geodiidae.
AAACAAUUCUCUUCAAACCUUUCUGGGGCUGCCACAUAUCAUACCUUGGUCAGGAACAUCAGUGGGUCUCAUGAUACGACGAAUCUGUUCCAUAGACUGUAGAUCUGGAGACAGACCUGAGCAAACAGGCGGCCGCCGGGUCAGGUGCCAAAAACGAGUAAACACACAUUCCAAUCCUCUAUCCCUCACCUCCAUGGCAACAGAAGAUCUUCUCGUCCAGAAUGGCUGCAACAGGGAGGCAGUUGAAACAGUCUGUGAACACUUUCCAAAGUCUGAUGUUGUAGCGUCGUUUGCCUGCACAGACAAACCACACAAUGCAUGCUAGAAUAGGUGUGUCACUCCACUAAACUUACACUCAUCAUAGAACCCAUAUAUUCUGUUGAUAGAGGCACAUUCGUGGUUCCCUCGAAGGAGAAAGAAGUUCUCUGGGUACUUGAUCUUGUAGGCUAGCAACAGACAAAUUGUCUCAAGGGACUGUUUGCCUCUGUCCACGUAGUCUCCAAGGAAGAGGUAGUUGGAUUCCGGAGGGAAGCCUCCAUACUCGAACAGACGUAGGAGGUCAUAGUACUGACCGUGGAUAUCUCCUGCAUACACCAGUCAGUCUUGGUGAAAUGGACUGUCAGAAACAGCCACGAUCACUCACCGCAUAUCUUGAGAGGUGCCUCUAGCUCUAGGAGAAUGGGCUGACUGAGGAAUAUCUCUCUAGACUUGAGGCAGAGACCGCGUAUCUCAGCCUCCGUCAACUGGACGUUCUUGCCAGGCCUUGAGCCACGGACUGCGGGGCGUACAAGUCACGUUCAGUCUGAAGAAUACGGCCGCCUACCUUCCAGUAACCUCUGUAUGAUACUGUCUACAUUCGGCUGCUUGUCGCCUUCCGCCAUCAAAAACAACGCCACACACUGGUUGGGACACAGAAGAAAGCUAGUCAAACCUGCCCACAGACGAAGGACGUUCCACGUACCCGCAGAUCCCGACUUAAAUGGCCCUCACAACAAAAUAUCAGGGGUGGCUGCUUGUUCUGGUUCAAGAGAGUGACUGAGAUGUCUAAUUGUCUCUCUCUCCUCUGACGUUUGAAUGUCACAUGAUAUUCACGUGCUCCAUUACUGUGCAUGACGUCACUCGUGGGCCACGUGGUGUAGAUAUUAGUUAUGGCCUGCAUUUCUGCUGCAGUAAGAAGGUUGCCGGUCUCCGUUUGUUCGUGGACGAGUGUAAGUCUACGUGCUCUUGGUCAGCACAGAGCUGCUACCGCGGCGGUUGCUAGAAGUCACGUGGGGACCGGAAGGAGAUGGUGCAGUGCUACCACCCCAACUAGAGGGAGAGUGGGGCUGCUGUCUUGUGUAGAAGAGGAGGUUUCUCUGGAACAGCAGCUAGUCCAAGAUUUGCCGGAGGUCACUGGGUUCACCGCAACCGCUACUGGUUGCCUAGCAACCCUGGAGAGGGAACAUGACGGUGAGAGAGUGAAGGUGGAGGUGGAUGCCCAUAAUGCAGUAGAGGUGCUAGCAGAUGAGCUGGUGCAGGACGAGGAGGUGGAAGAAGAGCCUUUCUUUGUUCCUGCCUUCACCAUAACCAUCACCAACCAUGUGGGCUCCAGACUGCAAGUAGAGUGUUCCUUUGACGAGCAUGGCCAGUACAGUGAGAGAGGGAAGGAAUGGGAGAAUAUGACAAUCAACUCAGUGUCUGUGAUGGCUCCAGACUGUGACAGUCCUGACUCGGUGUACACCAUUACUGCAGAGAACCUCAGUGCCGACAUAUACGACAGUCUAAUGGAGUAUUUGCAGACCAGAGGAAUUGACCAGAAGUUUGCUCAUGACAUCUUCCAGUAUUACAGAGUCUUUGAACAUAGGUGCUACCUGCAGUAUGGCUUGAAAGCUCUUCAAAACUUUUUAAAUAGUACAUGAACACACAUCAUUAUGAAUAGUUCAUCUUUUCUGGUCACCCAUGUACUUGACGUGAUCUUCAGUCACCUGUGGAAA